CAAACCAAAUCGCCACGACUGUUUUCGCUGCCGGCGGAAUUUGAGUUUUCCCUUUAGAAAAUUGUGGUGAAAAAUCCAUUCCCUGUCGGUGGCACACGAUGGACGACGUCGCAACGAUGAAAACUGAAAAUGCCAAUCUGAGAAAAAUCCAAGCCAAACUGCUCCAGUGGGAACAGAAGGAUAACCCGUUGGCUCCGCUUAGCACCGCCCAGAACGAGUUCAUCAAUCGACUGGCGGAUAGUUUGUGCGGUGGAUCUCCUGGCAAGGCGGAAGCGGAAAGUCAGGAGCUUAGCCUGGAGAGCAAAACAACGCUGGUCGAUUUCAAGAGUUCCACCAGCGUGAUUGAUUCUACGCAGGACUUCCUGUCGUGGUAUAAUUCGAUCGAUUCGGAGAUACUGGAACACUUUGAUGACGUUUAUUUGGAUUACUACGAGCAGCUGAAGGCUCGUUCGGCCGAGUGCGAUAAGCUGCUGGAGGAAAUCGAGGUGUCGCUGGAUUCGUUGAAGAAACUGACCAGCGAGUACAACUUUGUGUCGGAGAAGACUUCCUCGCUGCAUCAGGCCAGCGAGAAUCUGCUGCAAGAUCAGACAAAAUUGAACGAAAUCGGCGAGGAGAUCCGACGGCGGCUGAAAUAUUUUACCCAAGCGGAAAGUAUCUACCAGCGGUUGCAGAAUCCAACGUUCUCGGUGUCCAAUGAUACCUUUGUGGACAUCCUGAACACGAUCGAUGAUUGUCUGGAGUACAUGCGGGUUAAUCCGGGCUUUAGCGAAGCGUUCGCCUAUGGAAUUAAGUAUAGGAACUGUCUCGCCAAGGCGACGCAGAUGAUGCGGAAUUAUGUUAGCAAUAUUUUGAUUAAUGCGACGGCGCAGAUUUUGGGUCCACGGACUACGACGACGACAAUCGGUACGGGAGAAACGAUGGAGCAGGGGUCGGAGGCGGCAUUUGCUUUGUACUACGGGAAAUUUCAGGCUUCGGCACCCCGGGUUAAGAGGAUUACGGGGACGAUCGAGGCCAGGCUGGAUCGGAGCACAGAAUAUGAGCAGCUGCUGGCGUCCCUGCAUCAGCUAUUCCUGUCCAAUAGGGCGACGAUCAUGAGCUCGGGUGUGGAGCAAGCAAUCCGGGAUCUCAGUCGGAAGCACAAAGGGGACCACUGUGCCCUGGUUCGGUCGGCAUGUGCCUUCAUGGUGCACGUCUGUCAGGAUGAACAUCGGCUGUUCUUUCAGUUCUUCACAAAUCCCAGUCCGCAGCUGACAGCAUAUAUGGAGGGGCUUUGUACGAUUUUGUACGACACGCUUAGACCUUUCAUCAUUCGAAUCGAUCACCUGGAGACGUUGGCCGAAAUUUGCAGCAUUCUUCGGGUGGAGAUGCUCGAUGAGCAUGUGAAUUAUAAUCCCGAAUCCCUGGAAGCAUUCGCCAAGAUUGUCUACCAGUUGCUGCAGGACGUCCAGGAACGGAUCGGUUUCCGGGCGCAAAACUACUUGGAAUCGGACAUCCUCAACUACCGACCAUCGGCCGGCGAUCUGGCCUAUCCGGAAAAGCUGGAGAUGAUGGAAAGCAUUGCCCUGUCGCUGCAGGAGAACUACCUGCGGCGUGCUGAUUCGCGCAGUUCAAUCGUUUCCAUGGCCUCGCUAGCAUCCCAGGAGGUGGAAAGUAUCAAUCAGCAUGCCGAACAGGCGGCCAAAUCACGGGCCAGCAACUCACCAGCCGAUCUGCACGGAAUGUGGUACCCGACGGUGCGUCGAACGCUGGUAUGUCUUUCGCGGCUCUAUCGCUGCAUCGACCGGAUCAUCUUCCAGAGCUUGUCCCAACAGGCGCUGGCCUAUUGCAUCCAGAGCGUUACGAACGCUGCCGCACAGAUCAGCCAGAAGAAGACCACUAUCGACGGGGAACUGUUCGAAAUUAAGCAUUUGCUAAUUCUGCGGGAGCAGAUCGCCCCGUUCAGAGUCGAUUUCACCGUCAAGGAAACCAGCUUGGAUUUCAGCAAGGUGAAAACGGCUGCCUACGAGUUGCUGCAAAAGAGAAAACAACUGUUCGCUUUGGGAUCCAACAAUGCUCUUCUGGAGUUCUUGCUGGAUGGAACUCCUCUGGUCAAGGAACAACUGCUGGAUUCUCGCAAGGACGUCGACCGUCAGUUGAAAACGGUUUGCGAGAUGUUUAUCAGGGAUGCCACCCGUCAGCUGGUGGGUCCGAUUCUGAACUUUAUCGACACGGCGCAGAACCACGUGAAGCAAAGUGCGCCCGGUUCCAACCAACAACCGGGAGCAAAACAGCAAGGCCUUGCCCUGCGGAUGGCUGCCUUUGCCGCACCGCAGCAAAUUAGCUCCAUCAUCCAGGAAAGCAUUCGCAACAUCAAAACCAAACUGGGUGGAUUGCAGCGCUCCAUGCAACUGUACCUGGCCAAUAAGGAUACGGAGUUCAUCCUGUUUAGGCCGAUCCGGAACAACAUCAUCGGAUCGUUUGUCAAGUUGGAACAGCUGUUGACCACCAAUUCCUAUAGCAAAGACGACCUGACGAUCGUUAGUUGUCCCUCGGCGGAGCAGAUUUCCGUUCUGUUGUCCAGCGUAAACUUGAGUGGGACCGGGUGUGAUCCUUUCGGAGGAAUCCAACGUAAGAUUAGUGCUUCGUCCAUUGGAGGCAAUGGAAAUGGAGUUGCGGCGGCGAAGCCUGCGAUAGAGAAGAAGGUCAGCUUCGAUAGUGGGGCCAAUACGGUGCUGCAGAUUGCGGCGGGUCCCCAGGAAGCGGAAGCUUGUGGUGAGGUAGCAGUGAGCGAUGCAGAACAAGGUAAGAUCGAUGCUGAGUAAAUUGUAUUUAUUGGAUUUUAUUCUAUGUUAGUUGUUACUGAAGGUAUGCAAUAUUGAAU
Messenger RNA from Ochlerotatus camptorhynchus, 2860 nucleotides. RefSeq names its product conserved oligomeric Golgi complex subunit 3 (gene Cog3). Gene Ontology annotation, cellular component: membrane; cis-Golgi network; COG complex. Gene Ontology annotation, biological process: intracellular protein transport; Golgi organization; intra-Golgi vesicle-mediated transport. Lineage: Eukaryota; Metazoa; Arthropoda; Insecta; Diptera; Culicidae. The coding region runs from base 99 to 2801 and encodes 900 amino acids. The transcript has 6 exons. The record is from RefSeq and is a predicted model, not a curated record.